AUGGGAAAGGGAGCCGCGAAGGAUGGGGGAAGCUCAUCCAUUAGUGUGUGGAAAAAGGAACUUGGGCCUACGCUGGAAGAUGUGUUUCUAAGAACGAGCUUACAGCGCGCACAGAAUGGGGAAACAAACAAACCAAUGAGUCCCCACCCCAAUGGGGUGAUCAACCGUGGAACCUCCCCCGAUGGUAGUAUGACCCCCGUGGAGGGAGGAGAAAAAAGGCUAAGCCGGAAAUUUACCAAUUUCGCAUGCAGAGAAGAAUUCAUAUUCGACGCAAACAUAACGUGCUUUCCAAACUACAUGCACAAGGCCUCCCUAAACAUAAAAAAAAAAAUAGACAUAUGUGAUAUCAUUAUUGAAGUGAGGGAUGCUCGGUUGCCCUUUACCAGCACGAACGAUUUCAUCAUGGAUAGCAUAGAAAAAAAAAACAAAGACAAACAACGAAUCAUUAUCUUAAACAAGGCGGAUUUAAUCCCCAAAAAAGUAGCCCUAAGUGCAAAAAGUAUAAUUGAAGAGAAGACAAAACAUAUGUGCCUAUUGACAUCAGCGAAAUUUAAUAAAAGCAUUUCAAAAAUUAGGGAUUUGUGUAGAGAAAUGAAACCCCAAUUUAGGAGCCUAGGAUUAUUUACCUUGCUAGUGGGAUUACCCAACGUUGGCAAGUCGAGCAUCAUCAACUCUUUCAAAGAUGUAACGCAUAACCUAGCCAAGUAUGGACACAAAAACAACAAAAUAGCCUUUGAAGUUAAUAGAAAGAGAGCCAAGACGAACGUCAUUGCGGGAACUACUCAGAUGGUCGACACGUAUAAAGUUUCAAACAACCCUCUGCUCUACUUCAUUGAUACACCGGGGAUUUAUUUACCAAAAAUGGAAGACAAAGAAAUUAGCCUAAAGUUAUGUGCCAUAGGAAAUGCACUUGAGUACAAGUACGACCACAUGUAUGUAGGAGAUUAUAUUCUGUACACUCUAAAUAAGAGGAUGAAUUUUAACUAUGUUAAGGUUAUUGGUUUGGAAGAACCAACCAAUGACAUUCGCUUUGUGUGCAAUGUUAUAGCGACGAAGUUGAACCUGUGUAGGAAUUAUAAGUAUCUGGACAUGAAUGGUGGUUGUCGUUAUUUUAUUGAUAUGUUUCGAUUGGGGUUGUUUGGGCGCAUUUGCUUGGACAAUGUGCCUCGCUCCACCGAAGACUUUGUCACCUACUUUGACUUCAACUCCGCAGAACCCCCUGCGGUCGACGCCUGCGCAGGUCCCUCUCCAUUCCGAGGGUUGCUCUAG
Plasmodium knowlesi strain H is the source of this 1269-nucleotide messenger RNA. RefSeq lists its product as uncharacterized. NCBI's taxonomy places the organism in Eukaryota, Apicomplexa, Aconoidasida, Haemosporida, Plasmodiidae. Gene Ontology annotation, cellular component: mitochondrion. The transcript has a single exon. The record is from RefSeq and is a predicted model, not a curated record. The coding region runs from base 1 to 1269 and encodes 422 amino acids. Gene Ontology annotation, molecular function: GTPase activity; GTP binding.